AUGGACGCUGAAGCGAGGAGAAAACAUUGUGGUCUUUUGAUGUUUGAUGCUCCAACCGUGUCUACAAGAUCUCAAACAUCAAGGAGCAAUGACAUUAUCAUUAACACUAUGUCAACGCGGGGAGUUGACUCUUCCGCGUUAAAUAACAAUCUCACCUAUGAAUCCUCUCGUAACGCUGGUUCAAUGAUCAAUGAUUUUGACUUUCAAGACUGUACUUCUGACUUUUCUACUACCACGCGCGCUCUGGCCGCUGGAGCUGCUGCUGGUGAUGAAUUUAUACACCAAGGUUCUGGUGGUUCAUCAAAUGGUGAUGAGUCUGUUCAAAGAACUGGUCAUCCUCAAAAAAGAACCCCAAGGCCUCCCAAUGCAUUUAUUUUAUAUCGUAGGGAAAAACAACCUGCAAUUAUUGCCGCUAAUAGACAUCUCUCAAAUGCUGAAGUUUCUAGAAGAAUUUCAGAUAUGUGGAGAAGCGAACCUGAAGAAACUCGUCGAGAAUGGGAAAGAUAUGCGGAUCGAAAAAAACUUGAGCAUAUGCAAGCAUAUCCUAACUAUGUCUACCGUCCUAACAAGAAUAAAUCCAAAGUUGAUAAACGUAGACAACAACGUAAGCAAACGUCUCCAAGGGAUUCCGCUGACAAUAGGAAUUAUCCAGUCUCAACUGGUACUACCGGUCCUCACAGAAGAAAAUCAACAAGAAGUGGAAAUAAAAGCCCUGCAAAGUCAGAUUUUAAUGAAGGCUUACAACAAUCACCCAUUAAUGUGCCAUCACAAGAAACAAGAAAUGAACCCAUCCGAAAUGACACAGUACCCUCAAAUUCUUCAUAUUCAGUUCUUCCAAGUCCGGAGAUUCCCACAUUGGUGGAUCCCCCAACAGAAUAUGGAUCUCAACAACAAAUGAAUCCAGUUACAACUCAUUUACCACUAACGAAUAAUAUAUGA
Racocetra persica is the source of this 939-nucleotide messenger RNA. The record is from the annotation of a GenBank genome assembly. NCBI's taxonomy places the organism in Eukaryota, Fungi, Glomeromycota, Glomeromycetes, Diversisporales, Gigasporaceae.